This is a messenger RNA of Strongyloides ratti, 951 nucleotides long. RefSeq lists its product as hypothetical. The transcript has 2 exons. The coding region runs from base 1 to 951 and encodes 316 amino acids. The record is from RefSeq and is a predicted model, not a curated record. NCBI's taxonomy places the organism in Eukaryota, Metazoa, Nematoda, Chromadorea, Rhabditida, Strongyloididae.
AUGUAUUUAAUAUAUUAUUUAUUCGUUAUUACUAUAAUUAUUACACCAUUUCUUGGAAGUACAAUUAUUAGAUCUAUACCAGAUCCUUUAAUUCAUGAAAAUUCACCUGAAUUAUACUACAAUAAACAUUGUAAAAAUAAUAAAUGUGGUGAAUUUGGAGAAUGUGUUUUAAUGGUACAAACUACUGCAAAUAAUUUUCUUGAUGAUAAAUAUUUAUGUAGAUGCAAAAAAUGUUAUGGUGGAAAGUACUGUAAUAUAAACUACUGUUUAAAAAAUGAAACAUUUUUUACAAGUACAAGAAUAAUUCUUCUUAUUCUAAUUUUAUUUGUUUUUAUGCUUUAUAUAUAUGGUGUAAUUUCUUUUAUACUUUUUUACUUAAGGUAUAUUUAUAAAAUAAAAAAUGUUAUGAAAGCAAAUAAAAAUUAUUAUAUUGAUAGUUUAAAAGGUUUAAAUAAUGGUAAUGAAAAAUCAACAACUAUUAUUAUACUAAGAAAAGUAUUUAAAUUUUGGAAUUAUAAGAAUAAUAAAAUAUUUAAAAAAAAUACUUUAUCUAAAAAAAGUAAUGUAUCAAAUUCUACAAGUGACGUUACCAAUCUUCAGUCAACUUCUAAUUCUAUAGAAAAAUCAAAAAAAGAUAUUAUAGAUGUUAAAAAAAAUGAUAACAAAAGUUUUCUAUCACAAGAUUCAAAUACAAAUACAGUUCAACUUUCUAAAGUAAAUGAAGAUAUAAAUACAACCUUACCUACUACUAUUAUUACUGAAACUAAGAAAGUUGAGAUAGACAAAGAUACCACAAAAACAUCAGAUAAAUUACCACCCAAAGUUCUUACACCAUAUCCAACAAAAUAUAAAAUGGUUUCUCUUUUUGGUAUUGAACAAUUACAAAAACUUGGUGUAAUUCAAUCUUCAAAAAAUGAAUCAACAAAAUUACCUAAUGAUGCAAAUAAAUAG